CCUCGCCCCGUCUCUGGCUGCCGGCGGAAGUCCUCGGCAGGAGGUCACGAGUGGUUUGCUGAGCCUGUUGAGAAGGUCGCUGCCCGUGGCGCCAUGGCCACGUUGCCGGCAGUCGUGGAGGAGCUCCUGAACGAGAUGGCCGCAGCGGUGCGGGAGAGCGCGCGAAUUCCGGAUGAGCAUCUAUUAUCGCUGAAGUUCAUCUUUGGCUCGUCAGCCAUCCAGGCCUUGGACCUAGUUGAUCGAAAGUCCAUCACUUUAAUUUCAUCACCCAGUGGACGGUGUAUUUACCAGGUACUUGGAAGUUCUGGUAAAACGUAUAUAUGUUUGGCUUCUUGUCAUUAUUGUUCGUGCCCUGCAUUUGCCUUCUCAGUGCUGCGGAAAAGUGAUAGCUUACUGUGCAAGCAUCUCUUGGCAGUUUAUCUUAGUCGGGUUAUGAGGACCUGUCAGCAGCUCAGUGUCUCUGACAAGCAACUGACUGAAAUACUGACAGAGAAGAAACAAGAAGCAUAAAAGGUGCAGACGGAGCAUUGUUUUCAUUCAAACCAGAAGCCCAUCAAGAGACACAUGUAACACAUCAUGGUCCAUAAGGAAGAAGUAAAGUGGAUCUUCCAGAGACUUCUUGUUUUCCUUCCUACAGUCCAGGAGGGUUGUUGCUUUGGACUGGGGAGGGUGCAUGCAUGGUUGGGAGCCCUCUGCAGUCUCCUCAUGAAAAAUUGUCUCUCAAUGGAAUCAAGAAUUAUAGAUUCAAAUGCAAUGUUGUGUCCACAAUUAGGUUCUUAAGUGACUGAAUUACCAGUGAUUUUUAAAAGGUUGGGAUGUUAGGCCAAACUGAAUACGAGUAAGUUUAUGUAAAUAGGUGUUGGUUAUUUUCCUCAGGCCCAGAAAGUUACUGAGCAGCAAUAAAAGAUUAGGGCAAAGACAUGGCUAAACAGCAAGGUCCUGGAUUCACUAAGCUUCAGAUAUCAGUGGUGUUGGGGUCAAAACAACUUAAGUAGGCUAUAUUGUUAAAGGUAGUAUGAAGAACAAGGGCAGAGCUGGGUUUGCUGUGAGAGCGUUUCUGAGCUUUAUAACAGGAAAAACAAAGUAACAGACUAAAAAUUGCAUUCUGGAAAGCAUCUGGAUACUACUAGGGAUUUUCAGUUUGAAGAAGAAAAGACAAAAUAAUAGGUACCAGAUGGGCCCCAAGAGAGCAAAGCAGCAAUGAUAACAUGAAAAUGAGACAGGUUCAGCCCACAACAAGAACCUAAUAUAGGUAAAGUCAUCCAAAACCAAAAGAGGAUUGUAGGGGGACAGGAAUUCCCUGUCCCUGGAGGGGCUCAUAAAUCUACAGUAUCCUUGCAGGAGCUGAAGAAAUGAACAGACAGAUGAAAUGAAUGACUACAGCCUAGGAAACUCCUAUCCUUGUGCUCCAAAACCACAGGAUGCUAAUGAAUAAAUGGCUGGGUGAAAAGCCCAAGGCUAAGCAUGUUGCAGUGCUGAUUGGCAGAGCCCUGUAUUACAUUGAGGUAUUGCGGGAGAGUGAGACUGACGACUUUGUUAAUUGGGAAACUUGGACUGAGUUACCAACUUACUUUUUUUUAAGCAGCUUUCAGGGUAAAGUAUUGACAAACAGUAGUACAGCUGUGUAUAGCAAGUCAUUGAAGCACCCUAAGCUUGUUUUUAAGUGUUUUUAUUUCACUGAAUAUACACACACAGUUAUGUAACUUUACCUAAUUUUCAUACUUUCAGUUCUAGUAACUGGCCAAACUUGAACUUGGGAGAGAAGCAAAAUUCAGUUCCUAGCUCUAGAAAGGGGAAUCCAAUGGAGAAAGGCUCCCAUUUCUCCAGUUUCUUCCUCUAGUGUUUUACAAAUGGAAAAGAAUGGAGCUUAAAAUUACUUGAUGAUAGUUCUACUUAGGAGAGUAUCAUUCCCUAAAUAUAGCAGUUUCUUGAUUGAAGAAUUAUGUUUUUAGUUUUCUUAGUUGUCUUCCUGGGAACAAGUAUAGAUUACU
Castor canadensis (American beaver) is the source of this 1991-nucleotide messenger RNA. It is a transcript of the gene Zswim7, whose product is annotated as zinc finger SWIM-type containing 7. Lineage: Eukaryota; Metazoa; Chordata; Mammalia; Rodentia; Castoridae. Gene Ontology annotation, cellular component: Shu complex. Gene Ontology annotation, molecular function: zinc ion binding. The record is from RefSeq and is a predicted model, not a curated record. Gene Ontology annotation, biological process: double-strand break repair via homologous recombination.